GCCUUUUCAGACCCCUCCAGGGUCCUGUUCCAACUCAGGGGCUUCAGAACUCCUCCACUGUCCGGUGAGCCGCCCUUCUUCCGCCUCACGCACACCCUAACUAAGCAGGACCAGCAGAAGAAUACACAACACAGGGACCCCUUUUAUUCUGAGCUCUGGCGCUUCCGCCUCCGGGGCGGAGACUCCUCCCCCUCACCGUCCCAAUUGUAUUCCCUGGAAGAGCAGCCGGAAAAGCCUCCUCCUGCUCAGACCGGGAUAAACGAGACGCUGGUUCCUUCUCGCAACCAGCUCUCUGAGCCCUGGGAACCGCCGUGGCGGUCGGCACUGCAGCACCAAAGGCUGCGAGCACAACCUGGGCUCAGCUCCAGCUGGGCGCGGGCGGUGCGGGAGCGGCUUCAGCACCACGGACAGCACCCCGCCCGCGGCCCUCCGGCCUGCGGCGCGCUUCGGCAGCUUUAGGCGAGCCGGCGAGCUAUGCCAGAGGCAUGGCCUGGCGCUCGGGCCCCAUGGCGCUGCUCCUCAGCUUUGGCCUCCUCGGGCUGUGCUCAGGAGUCUGUGGUACAGACACAGAGGAGCGGCUGGUGGAGCAUCUCCUGGAUCCUUCCCGCUACAAUAAGCUUAUCCGCCCAGCCACCAAUGGCUCUGAGCUGGUGACGGUACAGCUCAUGGUAUCACUGGCCCAGCUCAUCAGUGUGCAUGAGCGGGAGCAGAUCAUGACCACCAAUGUCUGGCUGACCCAGGAGUGGGAGGAUUAUCGCCUCACCUGGAAGCCUGAGGAAUUUGACAACAUGAAGAAAGUUCGGCUCCCUUCCAAACACAUCUGGCUCCCAGAUGUGGUCCUAUACAACAAUGCUGACGGCAUGUACGAGGUGUCCUUCUAUUCCAAUGCCGUGGUCUCCUAUGAUGGCAGCAUCUUCUGGCUGCCGCCUGCCAUCUACAAGAGCGCAUGCAAGAUCGAAGUAAAGCACUUCCCGUUUGACCAGCAGAACUGCACCAUGAAGUUCCGCUCGUGGACCUACGACCGCACCGAGAUCGACCUGGUGCUCAAGAGUGACGUGGCCAGCCUGGACGACUUCACGCCCAGUGGCGAGUGGGACAUCGUCGCGCUGCCGGGCCGGCGCAACGAGAACCCGGACGACUCCACUUAUGUGGACAUCACGUACGACUUCAUCAUCCGCCGCAAGCCACUCUUCUACACCAUCAAUCUCAUCAUCCCCUGCGUGCUUAUCACCUCACUAGCCAUCCUCGUCUUCUACCUGCCCUCCGACUGCGGCGAGAAGAUGACGCUGUGCAUCUCCGUGCUGCUGGCGCUCACCGUCUUCCUGCUGCUCAUCUCCAAGAUCGUGCCGCCCACCUCCCUCGACGUGCCGCUUGUAGGCAAGUACCUCAUGUUCACCAUGGUGCUUGUCACCUUCUCCAUCGUCACCAGCGUGUGCGUGCUCAACGUGCACCACCGCUCACCCACCACGCACACCAUGGCUCCCUGGGUCAAGGUCAUCUUCCUGGAGAAGCUGCCCAAGCUGCUCUUCAUGCAGCAGCCGCGCCGCCACCGCUGCGCCCGCCAACGCCUGCGCCUGCGGCGGCGCCAGCGCGGGCGCGAGGGAACCGGCGCCGUCUUCUACCGCGAAGCCCUGGGGGCAGACUCCUGCACGUGCUUCGUCAAUCGCGCGUCUGUGCAGGGCUUGGCUGGGGCCUUCGGUUCGGAGCCGGCGCCGGCAGCCGGCCCCGGGCGCUCCGGGGGGCCGUGUGGCUGCGGCCUCCGGGAGGCGGUGGACGGCGUGCGCUUCAUCGCGGACCACAUGCGGAGUGAGGACGACGACCAGAGCGUGAGUGAGGACUGGAAGUAUGUCGCCAUGGUGAUCGACCGUCUGUUCCUUUGGAUCUUUGUCUUCGUCUGUGUCUUUGGCACCAUCGGCAUGUUCCUGCAGCCUCUCUUCCAGAACUACACCACUGCCACCUUCCUCCACGCAGACCACUCAGCUCCCAGCUCCAAGUGAGGCCCUCCCCAGCUCCAUGCUCCUUCACCCCUCUGUUGAACAGUAGUUUUGGGUCGAGGAGGGAUGAGUGAGCUACCAGAAAGAGGGGCGCUGCCCCCACAGACCCAUCUUUUCACUUCACCUGGAGCCCGCCCCCCCGCCAGCGCCAACCUGGAGCCUGGACCAGCUGCGUCGUGUUCUGGCUGCUCUCCUCCUCUUGUACCAACCCAGGCAAUAGUGCUGCUGGUUGAGCAUGAAGGCUGAGAAGUGGAGGAUGGGGUGGUUGGAGCCUUCCACCCUGAGGAAAGUGUGACGGGGAAGGGGCCAAGAAGGGGACAGAAUCAACAGCUGCCUCCAAGUCAUGGAAAAAGGGAGGCGCAUGGGGGCAAGACAGGGGCUCCGACUCUGUGCUGGGCUGGCCUGACACAAUGGCAGAUCAGAAGGGAGGAGCAAGGGGAGAGAGGCCUGGGUGCGACCUGAUGUCUGUCCCUGCUUAACUGCACAGCAGCUAGCUGGGUGGGCCUCACGGCAGCCAGGGGUUCCUGCCCAGAGGUUAGCCUGGAGCUGAGGUUGGAGUCCUGAGCGAGGCUUCCAGCCCAGUCCCACAGCCCCUUGCUUCCAAGGGCCCCAGAGUUCAGCCCCAGGUCCCCUUCUCCCAGUGAAGAUUCUUCCUAGACUUCCUUUCUUGCUCAGGCCAGGGUGUGGGGGGCAAGGCUGGGUGUUAGGGGAGCCCCGGAGUUCUGAAUCUUUGGGUGACCUGCUUGGAGCUUAAGGGCCAAAUUCUUGAACUGUGCGAGUUCAAGUUCACAGGAUGUUCCUCGCCGCAAUUUGAACCGACUGGUCAGGGGAACGAGUAAACUAAGGACAUUAGCUGUAAGCAGACCCAGCCCUCUCGCCCGCAGCAGAGCAGGCCGGGCAGGAGAGGGCUGCCUGUGGAGGCCAGCCCAGCAGGGUGUGAGUGCCCAGAACUCUGCCACGUCAGCAUGGCUCCUGCCCCCCUACUUCUGUUCCUGGCUCCAUCCUUCCUGCUCUGGCUCCUCCUCUUGCCCCGCCCAAGCAAACCUGAGCAGGGUUGAAGCAGAGCUUCGGACGACAGGUCUGCUACUGCCGGUCUGCACAGCGGACUGUACACAGAGCCCAGCUUUCGGCUUCCUGUCCUGUGGGUCCCUGGAGGGUGUAUCCCGACGCUGCUCCCAGGGGCCAGCUGGAGGCCACCUUGCCUGUUAGCCCAGGAAACAGACCUCUUCAGGGAUCACCUGCCUUGGUCCCCGCCAUGUGACUGGCUCUGAUCUGUGGUCCCAGCCUGGGCUCAGUGCUGGGCCAGCGGGGUCACAGAGGGGUCCGUCUGCCAAGCGCACCUGAGGGGCCUGCCCGCCACACCGUGCUAUUCUCUGGAGCCUGGCUGGACGCCUGCUUCUGCAGGCACCUCGGAGGUGGGGAGACAGCACAGGCACAGAGCGCUGGACAGGGAGCAGAGUCUGAAUUCCGGUCCCCGCUCUGCCACUUACUCUCAGCCAUCCUGAGCAAUUCUGGCUAGGCCUCAGCUUCCUCAUCUAUAAAUCGGGGAUAGUAAGGCCCUCUUCGUGGGGUUGUUGUGAGGCAGGAGUGAUGUUUGUGAAAAAGCCCAGGGCUGUACCUGGCGUAGAGUAGAUGCUUCGUGAAUGUCAAGUCAGACGUGGUCAGAGUUGACGGGUAUGGGCUUACCUGCCUUGUCAUGUCACUUUUCCUUCCAGACCCACCCAUACCCUGGAGCAGAUAGCCCCCGGAAACAGGGAUGGGGUCUGGGGGAGCUGGAGCCGGAGAGGAGCAACACAGGGAAUGUUGGGGUGAGCCUAACAGGUAGGCUGCCCUCUGGAGCCUCUUCAGCAAAGGUUCGUUCCGUUCCCGGGCUAGGCUCAGGCUCCGGCCUCCCUUCUGGAUCGGCUCCUCCUGACACAGGUGUGUGCCCAGGCCCCCGGGUGAUCUAGUCCCGUACUGGCUGUGGAGGAACGCCACUGGGACACGAAGCCAGCAGCUGUGAGAGAUGUGCUUCAGCGCAUUUCCCCACCUGCCGGAAUGGGCUGGCAGACAUCUCUUCUGGGGGUGAGUGUCUCGGCACCAUGGAGACUCCCUUCUUCUAGAACAGCAAAUGGAGAGUUGCCUCUAUUAUGGCUGGACCCACCUCGGACUCACAGCCCUGAGGAAACAUCCCGGAACCCGAAACAGCUAAUGAAAAGGAACCCUCCCUCUGAAGGGUAGGUGCUGGCCUGAGGCCCUCCUGCCCAGCUCUCCCGGGUUCCUUGCCAGGGUCUAGGCUGCUAGGGAGGCCCCAUCAGCUGUUGCUGUGGCUGGACUUGCUUUCAGUACUUCCUGCAAUUAGCUGUCGUCCGAGUAAGUCACCAGACAGUGCCAGAGGGGCUGCUGGAGAGCAGCUUGUCCAACUCCUCGCCAUGGCCCCCCCGACACACAGGGAAGUGGAGGCCCAGAGGUUGUUUGCUGGCUGACCUUGUACAAGCACUUAACUCUGAACUUGCUCAUCCUCAUCAGUGACGUGGGGAUGACAGCUGGCUGAGGGCUACAGCAAAGAUGGGAGGGACUGAUGGAAGGGGUUAGCCGGGCAGGGUCCCUGGGGCAGUACCAUUCCCUCCAUCUCUGGGUGCAGCCCCUAGGGGACCACGCCAGUGGGGAGGAGGGGAGGACGGGUGGAGGAAAGAGGGCUCAGGCAAGGUGUUACCAUGUGUCAGUACAGCCUUGGAACCCUCAAGGGUGUUGGGAAGCUUUGGAGAACCAGUCUCUUCUACUCUUGGGUCCUCCGUCCUCUUCUCUUGGUGUUGUCAGGGAAGCCUCUUGGCCCCUUCCAUGGGGUGGGGCAGGGCAUCUCUGGAGAGAAUGGGGUACCCAGCUGCGCUCCAGGCCAGGACUGAAGGCCCCAGAUCUGAAGAGGGAGGGAGAGAUACUGGAUUGGCACCCAAGCAAGGUGGGCUUGGGAGAGGGCAGUGAGGAAACAGUUGGGAUCAUCUCCAUCAGAGAUGAGAAGGCCACAGGCCAUCUGAGAACCACUUCUUGUUUGAAAAAGAGGGUAUGAGAGACUGCUUUUGACGGCUGGAACUGCGGCAGGAGGAAGGCAGUCUCCUGGCAGCGAGGUGUCUAAUACUGGAACAGCUGGUACCAAGUUAUUGCAGAUUUAAAAGCAAAUAAGACACGGGCAGCCCCCAGCUGGCAUUUCUGUGGAGGAAGGCUAUCUGUGCAGAAAGGGCAAGGCCAUUUCCCUCUAAGGAAACAGGGAGGGUGUGGGGCUUUGACUCCUGUUCUGCUUCUCCCAAUCCCAGUGUUAGCUGCUGUGCACAGUGGCCUGCUCUGGGCCAGUUGCUUCGGAUACACUGUCUUUACCCCUCACUGUCCUGCAGGGAAGGGGCCCCUGUUGACAGAAGAAAAGUGAGGCACAGAGAGACCAAGAGAUAGCUGGUGAGUAGUGCUGGACUUGAAACCCAACACUGAUCCCAGGGUCCACGCUCUCUGUGGCCUUUGAGGCAGGGAGGAGGAGAGCUCCUUGGGAGGGAAGUGAGGGGCAUUCAGCGUCUUCUCUGAAUUCUCUCCCCACUCAGUUCCAGCCGUCACCCUCUGCUUGUAGGCAGAGUUGGGCUGGCGUCACAGCAUCCCUCACAAGCCAACUGGUGCUGGCCAGUCGCCCACCCAGACUAGACAGAGAAUAACAGCCACCCUUCAGUAUUCAUCCCAACAGGUCUCAGAGGUCAGUGUGACAGUCACAUGGUUCCUAAGGGACUGUCGGUCUAGGAAUCAUUAGAACACCUCACUCACCCACCCGCAGUGCCCCCAUCUCUCCCACACUGGCCUCGGCUGCCCCCGUCUGUGCUCCUGGAAUAUUUGCACUGACCUAGCCCACUCCAGGCCAGACUCAUUAGGAACUCAAGAUUCUCAUAAAGAAAGUUGUUUCCAAAGGUGUCUUAUCUCUCUGUUACAUCUGGGGGGCAGAGGUGGGGACGGGGGCUGGGGGGUGGGGACGUCCUCUCGGGCCAGGGUUGAAUAAGGGAAGGGAGAAUAUUGGGGAAACUGGACUCGUGAGAGGUUAAACACAUCGCACGAAUCUAAAGAAAAGAUCAGUGGUAACAUCAGUGAUUGUGAUUUGUAGCCUGACAAGUCCAUUCAUCAGAUGGAAAAGAUAGGGCCCAAUGGCUGCGCCUAGAGUAGACAGAGCCCAGAAAUAGCUCCUGGGGAGGCCCUUUGUAAAGAAGGGGCCCUGGAGGACAGGGCAGACAUGAGGCCCGGUCUCCUGGAGGGAUGGCUGGGGACUCCUCGCACAGCCCCUGCACUCUGCGAAGUCAGGGCUGUCUGUGUGGAAGGCACUCCUGCUCCUGGAACAUGGGUUUGACCCGGGCCCACAUCCUGGAAGCAAUAUUAAAUGGUGGGCCCCCGAGAUGAAAUGUAGGGUGAACAGCAACUGAAGUGCUGAGCUGAAGAAAACCCCUCUUGUGCUCCCGUGGGGUAGCCUUGCUUCCCAGCCCACCCAGAGCUGGGUGGCGGGGGGACAGUCUUACGUCAUGCACUCACUGUAGGUAUGGAAGAAACGGUCCAUUUUCUACAAAGCCUGGAUACUACAUUUCCCUCCAGGUGGGACCAGAUGCCUGGGAACAGAGAGGACAGAGAUGCUCGAGGCUCCAGGUACCUCACGGUAGGCGGAGACACUGUCCUUCACUGUCUGUCAAAACUGUCCAGCUCACCAGGUACUGUAUUUCAACAGACUGUGACCGACACCCAUGCAGAGUUCUGGUCCUUAUUUAAUGUGCCCCCCAAACAUGUCGCUGGCCCUCCUGGCCUCAGUUGUUCCAUCUGUAUUGUGGAUGAAGAGGGAGGUUUCACUGCGACUUAGGAAGCCUCACUGUCAAAUAGUUCGUGUCCUCUGGUAUGGUAUUUUUACAAGGUCAAGGAAGAGUCUUGUAGAAAUCCUGGACUAAAUAAUCUGCAAUCUGGAAAGUGGUGCAUAUUCUCUUUGAAAUCAAGACCGAGAAAUAUUCUGGAUGCCAUCUAUGAAGUAAAAAGCAAAUGGCCUGUCUCCUAAGACUGCAGCCAAGCCAGUUCUGGUCCAGGCUGCAACUUGCACCUCCCCGCAGGCACAACAGCUGGGAGCGGAAGGCUCUAGAAACCCCUCAAGGGGAGCCGGAGUUGCGGAUGUGAUUUGUGGUGUGGCCUCAAGGGACGCUUUCCUACUCUGGGCCUUGAAAUCUUGCACAGCAAGUCUCUGGGGACAAGAUAUUUGAUGGUGGGAUCUGAUGGGGAAGGGGGCCUGUGGACCUGGGGAAGUAAUUAAAGGUUGUCUGAUAUACUCCAACACACCGGACACAAGCUCACCUCCUAGGUAGCCCCUUUGAAAUGGCUCCUCUCUGUUGGCUGAGGGAGACCCUCUCCUCAGGUUCUGUGUCAGAUGCAGCUGGUGCUCUUGCCAGAAAUCCCAGGACCACGGCUCCCUCUGUCCCCACUUUCUCACCCCCCAAGAAACCAAGACUUGAGGUUUUCUAACAAUUCAGAUUCUUCUUUUUUUUUAUUUACGAGGAAUGUAUAUUGUUAGUCACUUUUACCAAGGGACACAUAAAAGUGGAAUCAUAAAACUGACUGCACCCAUCGUGGCACCCAAGUCUACGCUUGGGCUCUUCCCCACUCUGCUCUUGGAGUUACUACCAAGACCCCCAAAACCAGCAAAAUCCCUUCAACAUGAGUAAAGGAAAUAGCUUGAAGCAGUGACAGUUUUUACAAGUGAUUAUUCAAAAAAUGCACAAUAGCCACAGUUCAGACAAAUCAACUACAAAGAUCAUUAAAAAAAAGAGAAAAAGGUCUUGCUUACUAAAAACAAAGAUUGGACGAAAAAGUGAAGAGAACACUCUAGGUGGGAGUUCUGCCCUGUCCCAUGUGACUCAGAGGGGCAGGGGUGGGCACGGCCGCGCAGGGCCUGACACAGGCUUGUUUCCAGCAGAUGCAUGGGUACAGGGAAGCCUUGCUCUCUCCUUACAACAGAAGCUGAAUACUGUAAGUUCGCUAGACAAGAUCUUGGGGCAAGCAGGGGCUCUGACCUUUUGAGAGUGCCCGUGCUCCCGGUUAAAGAAGAGGCAGCCGAGUCUGAGCUCUGCAGGAGAUUCCAAUGCCCAAGACAGUCCACAGGGGCCGAACAUGCCGAGGAAUCAGUAGGUGAUACGCUCUAGCCUGAAGAACUAGGGAGAUGAGCUGCCUCCUGGGGCAGGACUGAUUUUGUGUGCCAUCAGGAGAUUCACAGGACUGGGGGGCAGGCCCCUUCCCCCCGAGAAGACAGGCACGGUUUCCCUCCUAGUUCCUUGGGACACUUUGGUGUUCCGCAAAGAUAUCCUUAGUGUAUUUAAAGACUUACGUUUUCUCACUUUGGUCAAAAGUACAGAGAGAACGGUAGCCACAAGAAUAAAUGUGUGGAUGCGGAUGUAUCCACCGCUGAAGAGGUGGGACAGACGGGGGGUUAACUAGUCAGGAGCUUGCGGGGUGUGGGGGAGGAUGGAAAAUCGUCUGAGGGCACUGGCUCGGCAUGUUCACAGAUACGAUAGAGGAAUCAUCCAGAGGAAAGAGGCAGGCUCAGGCCUGGAGGGGGCAGGGCCUCUGUACUUUUCUUGAGCAUGUCUGGCUGGCUUAGGCCCAGAGCCAGACCCCACAGAGAGUCGAAGGCUCUGACAAGAGUCCACAGUACCUUGAGGUGGAGACCAAGGGUCCCAUCUCACAGAGUUUUAGAACGACCUGCCCUUUCACCUAGAACUACUGUUGAAUGUCAACCCUAAAAAGAUUCCCUAGCAGGCAGGGAGACCUCAGGUCUGUGACCCGCCCACAAACAACCUUCUGAAGCUAUCAGGCGAAACAAAAGCACUUGGUUAAUCAAUGGCAAAUGACAUCUGACUUUUAAAUCUGUGCAAUUACAGGUUAUCUGUAGCUGUUAGGAAUCAACAUUUACAGCAUUCUUUUUAAAACUCCCAAUUUACCCAUGACUUAAUCACCUUCCCUUGGUGUCACUGUCAUAAGAAACAUGCUGGGUGGAACAGUGAUCUGACCCAACAUGAUUUUUUGCCCUUAUUCCUGCUAGGUCCUGAUUAUCUGAGCAGAGAUGAUUUACCCUCUAGGAUUUAUCCUGGGUUUUUUCCUACCAGUUGGUUGGGGUCUGUGGCGCUACUUCCCCCAUUGGUAGGACAAAUUCCUAGCAAUGCUUUAGGAGGGACAGCUGGGAGCUUGGCAACAUUCCAAGACAUGUCUGCUUCCCCAGGAAGUGGUCUGUGUCACCCCUGCAGGGCAGACUUCCCCUAUUGCUCGGGCAGUUCCUUUAGCCCCGUCUGGCUGGUCCCAGCCUUCCCUGCCACCUGCGGAAGGGAUGCACGUCCCAGGCAGCAGCCUGCCCUGCCUCUGGGCCCCUCCCAAGCCGGCUAAAGUGCACGAUCCGAAGGUGACUGAGCAUUAUCUGCAGAUUCUGAUCACGCUUGGCACUGGUAACAAGCUGACUGCGGUUUUAAACUCCUGCCCUUAUCAAUGUUUCACCAAAUUCUUUAAGUUCACCUCUUUACCCUCUUGGAGGAAAAGGUAGAACUUAAUGAUCAUGAAGAAGGAAUCUCAGAAGGGGAGGAGGGGAAGCAGAGGGGCCUCAGAAGCCACAAAUGAAAAAUCAUCAGUCCCUGGCAUGAUUCACACUGUUGACUGGAACCUAAUCGAGACCACAAGAGGUCAGUGUAGCAAACACAAAGGGGACGGAAACAGGAAAAAAUGAAGAAGGAAGAGGAAGUGGGCGCAAAGAAGGAACAACCCCUUCCCUCUGCCCUUAGGUUUCUACCCCUCUGCUUGGGAAAAGAGAAGGGGGAUGGCUAGACCUGGCCUAGUAAUCCCAAAGAAAGCAGGAAAAACAGGAACCCAAAGUUCUCAGUGUUAUCAAUUGUGGUUCCAUUUAAAAACAAAAACAAAACAAAACAAAAAGGAAACCAAAAACCAAAAA
This is a messenger RNA of Orcinus orca (killer whale), 9957 nucleotides long. It is a transcript of the gene CHRNB2, whose product is annotated as cholinergic receptor nicotinic beta 2 subunit. Gene Ontology annotation, cellular component: neuron projection; synapse; postsynaptic membrane. Gene Ontology annotation, molecular function: acetylcholine-gated monoatomic cation-selective channel activity; transmembrane signaling receptor activity. Bases 486 to 1997 code for a protein of 503 amino acids. Lineage: Eukaryota; Metazoa; Chordata; Mammalia; Artiodactyla; Delphinidae. The transcript is spliced from 6 exons. Gene Ontology annotation, biological process: regulation of membrane potential; nervous system process; chemical synaptic transmission. The record is from RefSeq and is a predicted model, not a curated record.